Messenger RNA from Arabis nemorensis, 1485 nucleotides. NCBI's taxonomy places the organism in Eukaryota, Viridiplantae, Streptophyta, Magnoliopsida, Brassicales, Brassicaceae. The record is from the annotation of a GenBank genome assembly.
AUGUGUUUCAAUAACAAGGAAACCGCAAAUGAAGUGGAAACCGAGAGGCAAGCGUUUGGUUCAUCUGAAGAAGAUGAAUCUCUAGUUGGAGAUACCGCUGGAAGUGCCAACAAUUUGUUACAGCUUUCUCAACAACAACAACAGCCGGUAGCUCCUCUUGUGAAGUGGGAGAGGUAUCUCCCGGUUAGAUCGCUUAAAGUUCUUUUGGUGGAGGAUGAUGACUCAACUCGCCAUAUUGUUACUGCCCUUUUGAAGAACUGCAGCUAUGAAGUUACUGCUGUUUCGAAUGCUCUUCAAGCCUGGGAAAUCCUAGAAGACGAGAACAGUUGCAUCGAUCUUGUCUUAACAGAGGUUGUCAUGCCUGUGCACUCUGGAACUGGUCUAUUGUGCAAGAUUAUGAGCCAUAAGACACUUAAGAACAUCCCUGUCAUAAUGAUGUCAUCUCAUGAUUCUAUGGUUCUGGUCUUUAAGUGUUUGUCGAAUGGUGCUGUUGAUUUUCUCGUGAAGCCCAUUAGAAAGAACGAGCUAAAGAAUCUUUGGCAGCAUGUGUGGAGAAGAUGUCAAAGCUCUAGCGGUAGCGGAAGUGAGAGUGGGAUACAUCACAAGAAGUCGGUGAAAACUGAAAGGUCAGAAAGCGAAGCCAGCAUGAGUGAUGAAGUUCACGGGAAUGAAAAUGGGAGUAAUGGAUUGAGUAACCGAGAUGGUGGGAGUGAUAACGGAAGUGGGACUCAGAGCUCUUGGACCAAAAGAGUCGUUGAUAUCGACAGUGCCUCGAUAGCAUCGCCUUCACAUCAAUUACCCGAUGCACCCAAUAUUAAUCCGGGAACAUUUGGCAACACGAAUGAAAAAAUAGACUCUAAUUCUAUAGAUGAUAUUGCUAUAGGCACAGAUUCACAGGCAGGAAUGUGUAUGAGUAAGAAAGCUGAAGAACCAGAAAAUCUGGAGAAGGAUGCAAAAUAUUCUAUUCAAGCUUUGGAGAGAAACAAUGACGACAUGCUGAAUCACUCUUCUGGUAACUCACAAGUAGAAAGCAAAACACCUUCAACUAAUCCAGAAGAUUUGCAAUCACUCGAGCUAACUCUGACAAGACAAAGAGAGGCUGGUAAUCAAAGAGUUCUGAGGCAUUCUGAUCACUCUGCAUUCUCAAAAUACAACAACACUGCUACUUCUGCUAAUAAGGCUCCAGAAGAAAAUGUGGGAAGUUGUUCUCCUCAUGACAGUUCCGUUGCAAAAAUGAUGGGUUCGAGUUCGAGCAGUGAUAAUCCUUUGAAUCAACUGUCUAGUGGAAGCGAACGGGCGGCACAAAGAGAAGCUGCUUUGAUGAAGUUUCGCAUGAAACGAAAAGAGCGAUGUUGUGAGAAAAAGGUCAGGUGCCAUAGCAGGAAGAAACUAGCUGAACAACGGCCUCGCGUCAAAGGUCAAUUCAUUCACAAGAGGGAUGAUUCUAGAUCGGAAAAUGAGUUUCCGAGCAGUGACGACAGUUGA